UAACCCCACAUUUCUCUCAUUUCUCUCUUUCUGGCACCAUUUUGUUUAUAUUUUUUAGUUUCCCAGAAGUUAUGGUACGCAGAGACGCACGCACAGACGCACGAGACCCUGACAUCAACCGCCUCAACGCUAGUUGGCACAUUGCGGGAGCUAUCGACUAUGAAAGGCCUCGCCUGUUACUACCUAGGCGGGUUAGUCACACACUUGCACCCUCGGACGUCGUCGUCCCUUAUCUGAGGGAGGUUGGGUUUGGCGACAAGGUGCAGCUCAGGGACUUUGUGUUUGACAACUCCCAAAUCACUGCAUUCGUGGAGCUCUGGCGUCCAGAGAGCCACACUUUCCACCAGUCAUGGGGUGAGUGCAACAUCACCCUACAGGACAUUGCGUACCACCUCGGACUACACACACACGGGGAGCCAAUGGGUGGGUGCCUGCAUGACUUCCAGACUUGGUACCAGCGACUGACAUGGGAGUACGUGGAGGAGCUCUUGGGUGCCAAACCCCCAUGGUCCAUAGCAAGGUGCCCAAAGAAAGAAGUCGUUUAGCAUUAAGAUGACAUGACUUCAGGACAGAGUCUGCCACAUGCCUCCGAGUACCACGGAUCCAACCACCCUCCGAUAGUACACUAAGUGUUACAUCAUACUACUGAUCGGUGGUUACCUGAUGACCGACAAUCCAACAAUCAGGUGCAUAUCAAAUGGUUUCCACUGUUGGCCGACUUCGGGAGGUGUAGCGGUCUAUCAUGGGGGUCCGCUGUGCUUGCAUGGAUGUACCACUCCUUGUGCCAUGCAGCACAUUGUGACACCACGGACAUAGCCGGAUGUACACCGCUGCUAGUCUCGUGGAUAUACCACAGGAUUCCACAGUGGUGUCCACUGGAGAGGCAGAUUAUGACCUUUCCUCUAGUAGUGAGGCAAUUGUUAUCGUUUAAUGUUC
This is a messenger RNA of Arachis ipaensis, 936 nucleotides long. NCBI's taxonomy places the organism in Eukaryota, Viridiplantae, Streptophyta, Magnoliopsida, Fabales, Fabaceae. The record is from RefSeq and is a predicted model, not a curated record.